AUGGCCACAGCUGAGGAAGAGAAGCCUCUGGAGCUCAAGCCACUGCCAUGGGGGCAGGGCCUCAGUCAGCUUGCGCAUGACCCAAGCCUAUUCCAAGGAGAGAGCCUGGAGCCAGAGAGAAUGUCCUCUGGGACCCAGAGACCCUCAUCCCAGGAGUUGAUGACAUUCAAGGAUGUGAUUGUGGAUUUCACCAGGGAGGAGUGGUGCUUCUUGGACCGUAAUCAGAAAGAGCUGUACAAGGAAGUCAUGCUGGAUAAUUUCAAGAAUCUGAUUUCUGGAGAGAAACCUUAUGGAUGCAAUCAGUGUGGAAAGGCUUUCACAGUACAAUUCAAUCUUGCUGUACAUCAGAGAAUCCACACUGGAGAGAAACCUUAUAAAUGUAAUCAGUGUGGAAAGAAUUUCACAUUGAGUUCCAGUCUUGCUGUGCACAGGAGAAUCCACACUGGAGAAAAACCUUAUGAAUGUAAUCAAUGUGGAAAGGCUUUCACACAGAGUUCCAGUCUUGCUAAGCAUAUGAGAAUCCACAGUGGAGAGAAACCUUAUGGAUGUAAUCAGUGUGGAAAGGCUUUCACAGCACAAUUCAGUCUUGCUGCCCAUCAGAGAACCCACACUGGAGAGAAACCUUAUAAAUGUAAUCAGUGUGGAAAGGCUUUCACAUUGAGUUCCAAUCUUGCUGUGCAUAGGAGAAUCCACACUGGAGAGAAACCUUAUGAAUGUAAUCAGUGUGGAAAGGCUUUCACAGUACGAUUCAGUCUUGCUGCCCAUCAGAGAAUCCACACUGGAGAGAAACCUUAUGCAUGUAAUUAUUGUGGAAAGGCCUUCACACAGAAAUCAUAUCUUGCUGCCCAUCAGAGAAUCCACACUGGAGAGAAACCUUAUGAAUGUAAUCAGUGUGGAAAGACUUUCACAAUGAAUUCUAGUCUUGCUAGGCAUAGGAAAAUCCACACUGGAGAGAAGCCUUAUGGAUGUAAUCAGUGUGGAAAGGAUUUCACACACAACUCACUGCUUGCUGCACAUCAGGGAAUCCACACAGGAGAGAAACCAUAUGUAUGUAAUCAAUGA
Messenger RNA from Dromiciops gliroides (monito del monte), 1062 nucleotides. Its product is annotated as zinc finger protein 239-like. The record is from RefSeq and is a predicted model, not a curated record. The transcript is spliced from 4 exons. Gene Ontology annotation, biological process: regulation of transcription by RNA polymerase II. Gene Ontology annotation, molecular function: RNA polymerase II cis-regulatory region sequence-specific DNA binding; DNA-binding transcription factor activity. Lineage: Eukaryota; Metazoa; Chordata; Mammalia; Microbiotheria; Microbiotheriidae. Bases 1 to 1062 code for a protein of 353 amino acids.